This is a messenger RNA of Archocentrus centrarchus (flier cichlid), 4365 nucleotides long. RefSeq names its product UV excision repair protein RAD23 homolog B-like. Gene Ontology annotation, molecular function: polyubiquitin modification-dependent protein binding; ubiquitin binding; proteasome binding. The coding region runs from base 47 to 1462 and encodes 471 amino acids. NCBI's taxonomy places the organism in Eukaryota, Metazoa, Chordata, Actinopteri, Cichliformes, Cichlidae. Gene Ontology annotation, cellular component: nucleoplasm; cytosol. The record is from RefSeq and is a predicted model, not a curated record. The transcript is spliced from 10 exons. Gene Ontology annotation, biological process: nucleotide-excision repair; proteasome-mediated ubiquitin-dependent protein catabolic process.
CCACUGUUUUUCGCGCAACCAGCUGCCUCUGACACAAUCAGGAAAGAUGCUGACUAUAACACUGAAGACACUCCAACAGCAGACGUUCAAAAUCGAAAUAGACCCAGAACUGACGGUGAAAGCCCUUAAGGAGAAAAUAGAAGAGGACAGAGGUAAAGAUACAUUUCCUUCAGUGGGACAGAAACUCAUCUAUGCAGGCAAAAUCUUAAAUGAUGAUAUCCCACUGAAAGAGUACAAAAUCGAUGAGAAGAACUUUGUGGUGGUCAUGGUUACCAAGCCUAAACCAACCCCUGCUACUGAAGCAGUCACUCAGUCAGCUCCUCAGCCAGCUGCAGCUGCAGCUCCAGCACCACUCUUAGUUGCAGCCCCAGCUCCAGCCUCUGGCCCAAUACUGGUCCCCUCUACACCAAUACAAUCUGCUUCCAUACCUGCCUCACAGUCAGUGCCUCCCUCUGAAGCCCUGUCCUCUGUUCAAGAAAAGACCCCUGUGGCUUCUGUUGAAGCAGGAGCAGAAACAACUGUGGACUCGGACACAGAAUCAGAUCUGGCCUCUGGUUCAGCUGCAACUCCUGCCUCUUCCACAGCUCAAGAAGCUGUUCAGGGAACCCCAGCCUUAAUUCCAUCAGAGAGCUGCACCCCUGCUUCCCAGACAGAAGAAAAACUGAAGGAAGACCCAAAGAAUCAACAAUCUGACACCACACAAGUCCACUCCUCUGCUUCCAGCCUUGUUGAUGAACUGGGUCUUCUUGAAGAGGCAGCAUCAAUACUGGUGACCGGUCCAGCCUAUGAAAACCUUGUAUCAGAGAUUAUGUCUAUGGGGUAUGAGCGGGAGCAGGUUGUUGCUGCACUAAGAGCCAGUUACAACAACCCAGACAGAGCAGUGGAGUACCUGCUUAUGGGUAUUCCAGCAGGGGCCAGUGAUCUGCUCUCUCAAGAGUCAGUUAGACAGAGUACUCCAGCCAACCCCCCCACCCCUGCUAUAGAAGAACCACCACAGCAGCCCACAGCACCCUCCAGUAGACCUGUGUCUGACAGCCAACCUGCCACUGCUGGAGGAGGCUCUGGCUCCACAGGGAACCCUCUGGAAUUCCUGAGGAACCAGCCUCAGUUCCAGCAGAUGAGACAGAUCAUCCAGCAGAACCCAGCCCUCCUGCCAGCCCUGCUGCAGCAGCUAGGCAGAGACAACCCACAGCUGCUGCAGCAAAUCACAGAGCACCAAGAGCGUUUUGUUCAGAUGCUGAAUGAGCCACGAGGUGGAGACACGGGAGGAGAGGGUGCUGAAGCCCAGGGGUCACCACACACCAACUACAUCCAGGUCACCCCACAGGAGAAAGAGGCCAUUGAGAGGUUAAAAGCCCUGGGAUUCCCCGAAGGUUUAGUCAUCCAGGCUUACUUUGCUUGUGAGAAGAACGAGAAUCUGGCUGCUAACUUCCUGCUGCAGCAAACAUGGGACGAUGAGUAACACACAUCACCUGACACAUCACUGCUCAACAGAGGCCCAUAGAGUGGAUGACAGCACUGCACAGGUCCACCAGGGAGGAACAAGGGCAAGAGAGGAAGAGAACAUUUCUUUUCACACCAUGGGACUAUGGUCACUAGAUGAUGCUGAAGCUGAUGACAUGGUGUUCAAAGUUAGUUGCGCUGCCUACUCUCCAUUCAGCUAUGAUGAUCAUCAUAGGAGCUCCCACUGAGCAUUUCCUCACUGCUGCUAUAUCAUUACUGCUGAUGCUUGCACUGAGUGAUCACAAUCACAGAAGUCCCACCAGGAAAUUUGCCAACAGUCACCUUCACAGGCCAGCAGGUAUUUAGUUAGAGGAUUUCCUCUGCAGUAAGCUCACAGGCUGCCUGUAGAACAUGUGUUAAACUACUGAAUAUGUAAAGUAUAUGCAGAGUGUAUCUGUAGGUAAUAUAUAAUAAAUCAAAGAAAUGCAUUUUCAACAUGCAACCCUCCAUGUUGGAGUUCCCUGAAAAUGUGACGCAAACUGAGAGCUAGCAUUGAUUUAGAUCAAAGCUCGUAUUGGAUCCUUUCAUUUCUUCUGAUUCUUUUGUCCAUGCAAAAAAGUCCUUGAAAAUUCUUUCAAAUUCUUCUGGUGGUGUCUGACCAUGCAGAUUUUUCUUGCAGGAGCAUUGAAAUAUUACCACUCAUUCAACCAUUCCCCAAAAGAAAAAAAUGAUAAAAUGUUAGAAAUGAAACUAAAUUAAAUUCUAGAUAUAUAGUAGCCCAUGUCCAAGUACUGACUAGAAACCCCAACCCCUUGGGUCAGCUGAAAAAAAGUACACACUAUCUUCAGAGUCUUAUAAAUGAUGUGUUGAGUUUGUAAAAGCAUGCAUACAGAUUGUCUGAAUGGAGCACUUGUGUGUUGCAUUGGAGGUGUUACUGCAUUUCUUGUUUCCACUGUCUGUGUUUACACAUCUGUGGCCACAGGCUGAAAACUAUUCAAACAAUUUACAGUCCCUACUACAGGUGUCACUAUAUACAGUAUUGAUGAUAAAUGUUAUAUUAAAAAUGAAAAUUUCCUAUUGUAUUGAAAAUGCACAUCUGAAUACUGUAAACAGUCCGGUGCAGUUAGAUUACAGACUUUGCUGUUUAUCACAACUCUCUUCUCUUUCAGUAGCUACUUUACUGCAGCCACAGCUUAUCUGCACGUUUAUGGUUGGCUGAAGUAAGGUGAUGACUACUAACAGCAUUCACCUUUUUGCUGCUGCAGUAGCUUCUCUCACACAUUUAGACAAACUCACUUCCCACAACAAACCUGGUAAAUCACAAGUGCAGUUAAACUGUUGUUGCUUUGUUAGGUGAAGCUCUGAAGGCAGUUGUGUACAGUUGAUGUCUGCCGCUGCAUUUGAAUUUUUAAUAGCUCCUCCCUGAGACUGUGUCCCCAGUUUGUCAUUGAUUGAGUCACUACAGUCACUGCAGUUCCAUAUUCAAUUUUAACUUUAUGAUAUUUUUGUAUAAUCUGUCAGUUACAUUUGUUCUUACUUGUUUGGGUAACUAAUUUUUUACUAAAAGCCUUAUUAGGGACAAAAGUGAAUUUAUAAGGUCAUGUUAAUAUAGUUGAGGAUGAUUUUGACAGAAUUUUUUUCACAUUUUCCAUAGAUAUUGCGAUAUCAUGGAUAUUGUGAAUGCUCAUGUAGUGAACCUCUGAUAUUGUGACAGCCCUAGUCCAAAUAUAAUUUUUAAAACUGUAAUUCUAAUUAUUUAAAUUCAAAAGUACAACUGAAGUGCUAUCAUGAGUAUGCCAAACCAGAGGUGACAGUAUAACCCUAUCUAUAAAACCAGGCUGACCACUCUACAGAGUUUCUGAAUAUCUUUCUUCACCCUUGAAGUAAUUUCCCAAAAGUUCUGUUUUGAACUAAAACUACUUUUUCAUGUUUACAGAAAGUAAAAAUAUAUUUAAGAAUAGACAAAUCCUGAAAGAACAUCAUACUUUGAUACUUUCUCCAGCUGACCCAUGGGGGACUGCCGUUUUGUUAUUUUUCACUUACAAUUGCCACAGUUUUAACUGAUCAUUCUUAGCUUUUUGGAAGAAAUGAUUAGAAACUAUAGCCAUUCAUUGGUCAACAGACUUAUUGUGACACAUCCCACCACAGCUUAAAUUUGUUUAAUCAUUUGGGCCUUUCAUUAUUGAGGCUUUGGUUGUUAUUUUGCGCAUAGAAAAUGUGAAAGCAAAUUGUGAAGUGCUAUCUAGAAUAUUUUGUGAGCCAUCAAACUGAAUUUUAAUUUUUAAAUUUGUGUUUUUUGCAGCAUGUCCUUAGCUAGUCUGAUCAAAGAAAUCCAUGGUCCUCUUUUCUGUUCAGUUUGACUCAUAUAGCAUCUUCUAUGCAUUUGAAACUAUUAAAUGGUCGAGCCACUGUUCCUUCAUGCCUUAUAGUUAAAGACUUCAUUUUUUUUAUUUUACAGUCUUAUACUUUACAAUAUAAAAAAUCAAGUAUACUUCAUGGUAUUGUAUCCUAGGAUUGCUGAUUAUCAUUAGAUUAAUAUAAUUAUUGAUAAUCAGUUAUUAUUUUGAAAGUGGACUAAAGGGAAUUGUAAUUGAAGUCUUUUUUCAGCAUCCAGAAUGCCCUUUGCUGUUUCUCUGUUAUAUUUUUUUGUGUUUAAACUGGAAAUGGAAGCGUUGCAUUGUGUUGUUUUUGGGAAAAAACUGUGUGAGAGAAAAACUGUACUUUGCUGUGACAAAUGCUGCUCUUUAGCUUGCUGAUUGCAUGAGAUUGUUAUUUAUAGCAUGGCUUUAGUUUAAGGACUGAUGAAACUGCUAGUGUGGCAUCUGUCUGGUCUUAGUUUAUCUCCUGUUUUCUUUUUUGUUUUGUUUUUGGAGGUCUAUAAAAAUUACUUAAAAACUUAAAUAUACCAGGUGAGAAGUAAUU